CCCUCCAUAUCAUGUGAUUCAGGUGCUCCAAUCCCAUCCAUAUCAUGUGAUUCAGGUGUUCCAAUCCCCUCCGUAUCAUGUGAUUCAGGUGUUCCAAUCCCCUCUGUAUCAUGUGAUUCAGGCGCUCCAAUCCCCUCCAUAUCAUGUGAUUCAGGAGUCCCAAUACCCGCCCCAUAUCAAGUGAUUCAGGUGCUCCAAUCCCCUCCAUAUCAUGAGAUUCAGGUGUUCCAAUCCCCUCCAUAUCAUGUGAUUCAGGUGCUCCAAUCCCCUCCCAAUCACAUGAUUCGGGUGUUCCAGUCCCCUCCAUAUCACGUGAUUCGGGUGCUCCAUUCC
Messenger RNA from Staurois parvus, 333 nucleotides. NCBI's taxonomy places the organism in Eukaryota, Metazoa, Chordata, Amphibia, Anura, Ranidae. The record is from the annotation of a GenBank genome assembly.